Messenger RNA from Chelonoidis abingdonii (Abingdon island giant tortoise), 979 nucleotides. Lineage: Eukaryota; Metazoa; Chordata; Testudines; Testudinidae. The record is from RefSeq and is a predicted model, not a curated record.
GAGGACAACUGGAUUCAGGCCCAGAUGCCCGUCGGGCCAAGCCCCUGAUGACAGCCCCAUGGCAUUGCACCUCUACAGCCCCCGCCUGCAGCUGGAUGAGACCCUGGAGCAGAUGCAGCAAGGGACUCUGAUGCGGAAGGUAAAGUCCAAGAGCUGGAAGAAGCAGCGAUGCUUCAAGCUGCAGGACGACUGCAUGACCGUCUGGUACAAGUCCAAGAAGACUGGCAACACCAAGUAUACCUUCUCCAUCAGUGAUGUGGAGACGGUGCGGGAAGGGCACCAGUCCGAGGUGCUGCAGAGCCUGGCUGAGGAGUUCCCCCCCGAGCACUGCUUCACCGUCGUCUUCCACGGGCGGCGCGGGAACCUGGACCUGAUUGCCAGCUCCCCCAAGGAGGCGCAGUGCUGGGUCCGGGGCCUGCGCCGCCUGGUGGAGAUCGUCACCAAGAUGGACCAGCAGGAGAAGAUGGAUCAGUGGAUCUGCGACUGGUUCCACAAGGCCGAUAAGAACAAGGACGGGCGCAUGAGCUUCCAGGAGGUGCGGCAGCUCCUCAGGAUGAUGAACAUGGAGAUGAACGAGGACCACGCGCUGCGGCUCUUCCAGAGGGCCGACAGGUCGGAGUCGGGGACGCUGGAGGGCGAGGAGUUCGUGCUGUUCUACAAGGCGCUGACGCAGCGAGACGAUGUGCUGGGCGUCUUCCAGGCGUUCUCCCAGGACGGGAAGAAGCUGACCCUGCUGGAGUUGGUGGAUUUCCUGCAGCAGGAGCAGCUGGAGGGGGAGAACACGCAGGAAUUCGCCAUGGAGCUGAUUGCCAGAUACGAGCCGUCUGAGAGUGCUGCGGUCAGGGAAUUGGUGUCUCCCCCGCCCCGCAUGGCCCCCAGGCACCAGCGAACAAGGACAUCGAGCCGAAUACACCUUGGUGUACACGACCCUCGGCACGGCGUCCUGCCCCGCCUGGCUGUGUCACUGUGCGGCGCAUAA